Molecule: messenger RNA, 1254 nt
Organism: Drechmeria coniospora
Lineage: Eukaryota; Fungi; Ascomycota; Sordariomycetes; Hypocreales; Ophiocordycipitaceae
Product: mRNA decapping hydrolase
Exons: 1
Coding region: 1-1254 (417 amino acids)
Biological process (GO): deadenylation-dependent decapping of nuclear-transcribed mRNA
Cellular component (GO): nucleus; P-body
Molecular function (GO): hydrolase activity; RNA 7-methylguanosine cap binding
Source: RefSeq, a predicted model, not a curated record
AUGAAACAAAAAAAAAAGGAAACACGCUCGCGUUUUCCCCUACCAGUCACCACCUCCUCCUCACUUGCAAGCAACCGCUCGCCACUCUCUCGUGCCGGCAUCCUGCGAGCGUGUCCGAUAGGAACUGAAGAAGACCGGCCAGCAACGCGGACGGCAGCAGCAGCAGCCGAAGUGGCAGGCAUGGGUGACGACCACGAUGGCAACCUCGGCGCGAGGGCCGAGUCUCUCGUGCCCAGGUUCCAGCUAGACCGGGUUCUCAACCAAGGUGCGCACUCGGGUGACCUUUUUCUUCCUCCUCAGCCAUCGAAGGAGGGACCGCUGACAGACCUCGUGGUAGACCAGGGUGGACGGCGGACGAGCAUGUACGGCACCAUCGACGGACGACCGGCCGUCCUCAUCGUCGAGCGGGCGCCCUUCCCGACCUCGGAGGCCUACCUCGGCCGCCUGCCGGCCUCCCUCGCGCGCGUGCGCAACCUCGGGGCCAACGACAUCUACAGCUGGAGCAUGGCGCGCUCGGGAGGCGGCGACGAGACGGGCACGACCGUCGAUGCCGACGACUUCUUCGCCGACCUCAAGAUCAACCUGAUCUACCCUUGCACCGAGACACACGUGAGCAAGUACAGCAAGCAGGGCUUGCGCUUCGUCACCGAGACGCCCGACAUCUACAGGGACAAGGUCAGGCCGUACAUGCAGCGCAAGCGGGAGCAGGGACGUCUGAACUGGGUCUACAAUAUCAUCGACGGCAAGACCGAGGUCGAGGACGUCAUCUACAGAACCCAGCUCGGCGAGGCCGGCGACGAGGGCUUCCUGCUGCUGCCGGACCUCAACUGGGACAGGAGCACGCUCGAGGCUCUGCAUCUGCUCGCCAUCGUCGAGAGGCGCGACAUCUGGUCCCUCCGCGACCUCCGCAAGAAGCACAUCCCCUGGCUGGAACACAUGAAGGACAAGCUCCUGUCGGCGACGGUGUUGACGUACCCUGCCGUCGCCCGGGACCAGCUCAAGCUGUACGUGCACUACCAGCCGACCUACUACCACUUCCACAUCCACGUCGUCCACGUCGCCCUCGAGGCCGGCGUCACGCAAGCAACCGGCAAGGCCGUCGGGCUGGAGAGCAUCAUCGAGACGCUGAAGGCCAUGGCGGGCCCCGAUGACGGAGAAGCGGGUAUGGAUCGGCUGUCGAUGAGCUAUACCCUGGGCGAGGCUAGCGAGUUGUGGACACAGAUUUUUGCCCCGAUUGGUACUGAGUCUCUAUAG